AUGGACAAUGACCUGCUUGGUCUUGGCCCAACAUCGCCGACCAACGCGCUGAGCUUCAAUUUGUGUCCGCCGCCGCGGAAGAACGAAAGUCGGGACGAGACCAUCAAGUACGAAUCCAUUAACACACUGAAGCCGAAGCUGGACGAGAACUUGUUUAGCAAUAGUAGGUUCUGCGAGUUGGGUUUUGUGUGUUUUGCAUAGAUAAUAUGUUGUUUUUUAGUUGGGCAUGGUUUUUUAAUUGAAGAAUUUAUUUUUUUGUAUUAUUAGGGUAGAGUAGAAUACGAUAGAGUAAAAUAAGAUACAGUAGGACAGAGUAUAGUAAGGUAAGAUAAAAUAGAAUAGGGCAGGGUAGGGUAGGGUCCACUUUACGUUAAAGUAGUGCACUAUAGUGUCUUUUCUAUCCAUACUUUUUUAUUUUAGACCUGGAUUUCUCAUUCGUACCAUCAGGACCAAAGAAGUACUAUGAGGGCUGUAGGGAGAUCCAUGAAGCAGACAUUCGAAACUCACUACUGGUCGAAGCAAAACGACGCAAAUAUUGGGGAACAAAAGCUGUCGAAAAGAUGGAAUUUGAGGAAAUUCAACAUUCUUGUGUUUAUCAUGUAAGUACAACAAUAUGAUUAGUUUAAAACAAAAGAACCAUUUUUUACUUUGAUUUAUAAUUUUAUACAUCAAAAGCAUCUUAUUUUAGUACAUUCUGGAAAGUUUUACGGAAACUCGCUCUACGGCCGAAGCUACAGAGCCAUAUAAUGCGAGUAGGUAUGCGGAACAACAUGGUACCGAAUCUAUUGUAACUUCACUUAACCCAGUAUCUUCUACAACGCUUGGCAACACGUCGUACGCGCUUCAGAACCCGUGGGACUAUGAAAUUAUGCCUCAAAGCGAUUUUGUUGGACAGGUAAGAGUAGAGAUUGUUGGAUAGGGUAAUGUAGGUAAUCGGUCAGGGUAGGUUAGGAAAUGUGAAUACUGGGAAUAUUAAGAUAUGCUAGUGCCGGACAUGGCAAACUAUGUUAAGGUAGAGCGGAAUACGUUAUCUUGAGGAAGGGAAUGUUAUAUCAAGGCAAAGCUGUGUGCAAUAUGGUAAGGCAAGGCAAGGGUAGGAUAUGUCAAAGCUUGAGUUCUUAUCGUAGUGUAAUUUAUAAUAGGAUAAGUAUAAUGCUAUUGCAGUAAGUAAUGUAAGAUUUUUAAAAUUUAUUACCUAAAAUCCUCAUUUUCAGACAAAAGUAAUAGAGCUCCCAUCAACCAGCAAGCUGAUUUCUUGUCAGACUUGUAAUGCUGAAGGUGUUGCUCACUGUUUCCAUUGCCGUGGCUUUGGUACUGAUAAGUGUGGGUAUUGUCGGUAAGUUAAGCUUUUUUUUUUGUAAAAUACGUUUGUACUAUAUAUAAACUUAAUAUUGUUUAUAUAUAUAUAUAUAUUUAAGUGUAUUGAUGUUUAUAUUAACAUUGUUUCAGUGGAACCGGAAUGAAAGCCGGCGUGGCUCAUCCAGCUGUAUAUACACAUCCAAUCGUCGGUACUUUUCCUAAUGUAAGUUGGUUAAACAAGCGUUACAUGUGAUAUUAUACAUGAUAUCUUACUCUCAAUGAUGUUGUCUAGUCAAGCUCAAAAAAGAUAUCAUAUCUUUACCAUCCCCUUUCCCUCCCAAUCACUAUAAUAUUUCAGCAAGACAACCGUGGCUACCCCGUAGCCGGCUCCUCGAUAGUCCGCCCUCCAAACUUUAGUGGAAACAAGCCUUAUGCAGUUGGGACACCAGUUCAUUUCAUGGCCAAAGCCGGUCUACCACCUCCAGGAAUUGGCCAUCAUGAUCUGUGCUUGUUCUGUCAAGGCAGGGGUAUUAAAGAUUGUCAUCAUUGCAAGGGUCAGGGCAAGAAAACUUGCAGUUACUGUGGUGGACAUGGCAGUGUUAGGCAGUACACCAAGUUGAAGGUGUUUUUGUAAGUUUUUUUGCGUAGCUAUUAUUAGGUUAUAGGUGGAUAAUUUACUAUUACGUUGUAUAACAAAUAAUGAGCUAUGUCUCUCAUAGCGAUAUAAAGUUCAGUAGCUCAUUACUUUUUAUACAACUUAAUAAAUACGGUUAAUGGUUACAGAAAAUGUUCGCUUUUGUUCAAAAUGUAUUAAAAAUUGGUUUUUUUUUGGAAUAAUAUCAAAAAUCAACCGUCUUUGGCAUAAAAAAUCCGUUUCUAAUAGAUAACGUCUAAAAACCGUAUGAAAAAUCAACUUUUUUGUCAUUUUCAAAGAAAUUAUGAUAGAAAAAAAGACAAAAUCAGUAUAAAAGCCUUUAUUUUCAGCGCGGUAGAGAGAUCAGACUACUUUACCCACAGCGAAGUGCCAGAAAUAUUGAUGACCCAGGCCAGCGGCGAGGUUAGUCUAAUGGAAACUCAAGGAUAUGUAAGUUAAAACAAAUUUCUAUACCUAUAAAAUGUUAAUCUGCCUAUAGAUAUAUAGGUAAGUCUAUAGUUGUAUACGUAAGCCUAUGAGUAUACAGGUAAGCCCAUAGGUACGUAGGUAUUGGAAAUCAACAAAGAUUAGCCUAAAGCCUUACCACACCUAGUUGAAUAUCUAACAGAUCAACCAGAAGCUCUAGUUUCCCUAGCUGAUCAUUGUAAGCCUAAAGAAAAAACUUUGGUUUAAGCCUAGACAAACCUUAUAACCAAUCUUUAUUUGCCUCCCCAAGACCCUACCAUUUCAGCUAAUGCCAAUCAAGAAGUUCCCAAUCAACGACAUCAACGAGAUCAGUAAAAAGUUGUUGGCCCAACAUAUGCAAAAGUCCCUGGGGGCAUGUCGUGUGAUAAAACAACGUCAAACGGUGGAGGCCGUGCCUGUAGCCAAAGUGCAUUGGAAGCUGGGUAAAAAAUCUGGUAUCUUCUACGUGUUUGGGCAAGAAAAACUGUGUUACAUACCCAAAAGUCCCACCAAGUGCUCUGUGAUGUAA
Molecule: messenger RNA, 2927 nt
Organism: Bursaphelenchus okinawaensis
Lineage: Eukaryota; Metazoa; Nematoda; Chromadorea; Rhabditida; Aphelenchoididae
Source: the annotation of a GenBank genome assembly